AUGGCACCCAGUUUUGAUUGUGUCUCAAGCCUCCUCUGUACAGAAGACGACAGCAUUUUUGACGAAAACGAUAAUGGGGUUUCGUUGGAGAUGUUGGAGGAUACAUGGCAUCCUAGAUAUCGUCGAAACCAUAAUCAAAGCGAGUACUUUGGUGACCCAAAUGGGUGGUUGCCAUUGCAGAGUGAAGAGUGUUUGGCUCUAAUGUUGGAAAAGGAAUGCCAUCACUUGCCUGGUGGUGAUUACUUGAAAAGGCUGCGAAGUGGGGAUUUGGAUUUUGGGGCCAGAAAGGAGGCCAUUGAUUGGAUUGAAAAGGUGCGAAAGCAUUUUGGCUUUGGACCUCUCUGUGCAUAUCUAUCCAUAAACUACUUGGAUCGCUUCCUUUCUGCAUAUGAAUUACCUAAGCAAAGAGCUUGGACCAUGCAAUUGUUGGCUGUGGCAUGCUUAUCUCUGGCAGCCAAAUUAGAGGAGACUGAAGUUCCUCUAUCUCUUGAUUUGCAGGUGGGUGAAUCUAAGUUUGUAUUUGAAGCUAAAACAAUAAAGAGAAUGGAGCUUCUUAUACUGAGCACAUUGAGGUGGAGAAUGCAAGCAAUUACCCCUUUCUCUUUCAUUGACUAUUUCCUUUGCAAGAUCAAUGAUGAUCAAAGUCCAAAAGGAGCUUCAAUUUUGCGAUCCGUCCAACUUAUACUGAGUACUGUUAGAGGAAUUGACUUCUUAGAGUUCAGACCAUCAGAGAUUGGAGCAGCAGUGGCAUUAUCUGUGGUGGGGGAAACCCAAACGGUUCAUACUGAGAAAGCAAUUUCUGUUCUGAUUCAGCACAUAGAAAAGGAGAGGGUCUUGAAGUGUGUUAAAAUGAUCCAGGAGCUCUCAUCAAACAGUGGUUGUGCUAAGGAUACUAGUGCUUCAGUUUCUGUCCCUUGUGUGCCUCGAAGCCCAAUAGGGGUGUUGGAUGCUGUAUGCUUCAGCUACAAAAGUGAUGACUCAAAUGCUGGAUCAUGUGCAAAUUCUUCACAUAAUAGCCCAGAUGCUAAAAGGAGGAAGCUAAACAAAACCUGUGGAGUAUAGCUAUUGUAGUGAUGUUGGUUGGGAAUUUUAGCAUCAUUCAUAGGAUGCCUUUCUAGAAAAGGACGUUGUGUGUUUUAGGGAAGGUGCCACCUCAAGGGAAUACCAAUGAAGG
Molecule: messenger RNA, 1174 nt
Organism: Gastrolobium bilobum
Lineage: Eukaryota; Viridiplantae; Streptophyta; Magnoliopsida; Fabales; Fabaceae
Product: cyclin-D4-2-like
Exons: 6
Coding region: 1-1062 (353 amino acids)
Biological process (GO): mitotic cell cycle phase transition; regulation of cyclin-dependent protein serine/threonine kinase activity
Cellular component (GO): cytoplasm; cyclin-dependent protein kinase holoenzyme complex; nucleus
Molecular function (GO): cyclin-dependent protein serine/threonine kinase regulator activity
Source: RefSeq, a predicted model, not a curated record